Molecule: messenger RNA, 5209 nt
Organism: Mauremys mutica (yellowpond turtle)
Lineage: Eukaryota; Metazoa; Chordata; Testudines; Geoemydidae
Gene: PANK2
Product: pantothenate kinase 2
Exons: 7
Coding region: 84-1604 (506 amino acids)
Biological process (GO): coenzyme A biosynthetic process
Cellular component (GO): cytosol; nucleus
Molecular function (GO): pantothenate kinase activity; ATP binding
Source: RefSeq, a predicted model, not a curated record
CUAUGUGAAUUCUCGCCACAUUAUUCGUUGAAUUCACCUGUCAAUAUCCGUGACUGGAGAACAUAAUUGGCCCAGGGUGAUCGAUGUGCCGUUUUCCCGCCUCGUUGGCCAUGUCCCACUUCUAUUGGUCAGUUCUCUUGUCGCUCUGGCCUCUGAAACAGACGAUUGGCACAAACUCUAGGGCUGUCCCACCCCCCAGGAAGGGGCACGCUCGGGGCCGCUUGGCGCCGGCGCAGUGCAGGUGUUGGCUGCGGCGGUGGCGCGCGGCUGUCGCUGCUGAGGAGAGCGGCCGGGCCGCGCUGCGGAUGGAGCCGCUGCAGAAUGGCGGUGGCAGCCCCGAGGCGGCGGCGGCGAGCGGCCCGGAGGAGAAGCGGCGGCGGGAGCCCGUCCCUUCGUGGCGGCGGCGCAGCAGCUGCGGGGCCGGGGCGGACGCUGACAGCGGGGCAGGGCCCCACCCCCGCGAGCGGGGCGGUUCCGUGUCCCGCCAGCGCCUCGACUCCCUCCGCAAGAGCCGCCCGCUCUUUCCAUGGUUUGGCUUGGAUAUUGGAGGAACCUUGGUCAAGCUUGUUUAUUUUGAACCAAAAGACAUCACUGCUGAGGAGGAGGAGGAGGAAGUGGAAAAUCUUAAAAGUAUCCGAAAAUACCUGACCUCAAAUGUAGCCUAUGGAUCUACAGGCAUUCGGGAUGUGCACCUGGAACUAAAGGACCUUACCCUGUGUGGACGUAAAGGCAAUCUGCACUUUAUACGCUUUCCUACUCAUGACAUGCCUGCUUUUAUUCAAAUGGGCAGCGAAAAACACUUCUCAAGUCUCCACACUACCUUAUGUGCCACGGGAGGUGGAGCGUACAAAUUUGAGCAGGACUUUCGCACAGUGGGUGACCUUCAACUUUGCAAACUAGAUGAACUUGACUGCCUUAUUAAAGGAGUUUUAUACAUUGACUCAGUUGGAUUCAAUGGAGAUUCAGAGUGCUACUACUUUGAAAACCCAACUGAUUCUGAAAAAUGUCAGAAGCUCCCAUUCAACUUGGAGAAUCCAUAUCCUCUCCUCUUGGUGAACAUUGGCUCAGGGGUCAGCAUCUUGGCUGUGUAUUCCAAAGACAAUUAUAAGCGGGUAACUGGGACCAGUCUUGGAGGAGGAACAUUCUUUGGUCUCUGUUGUCUUCUUACUGGCUGCUCCACCUUUGAAGAGGCUCUUGAAAUGGCAUCCCUGGGAGACAGCACAAAAGUGGAUAAACUGGUGCGGGACAUCUAUGGAGGGGAUUAUGAGAGAUUUGGACUGCCAGGAUGGGCAGUAGCAUCCAGCUUUGGGAAUAUGAUGAGCAAGGAGAAGAGAGAGUCUGUCAGUAAAGAGGACCUGGCAAGAGCAACUUUAAUAACCAUCACCAAUAACAUUGGCUCCAUAGCACGGAUGUGUGCACUUAAUGAGAACAUUAAUCGGGUGGUUUUUGUUGGCAAUUUCCUGCGGAUCAAUACAAUCUCAAUGAGGCUUCUAGCAUAUGCUUUGGAUUAUUGGUCCAAGGGGCAGCUGAAAGCACUUUUCUUGGAACAUGAGGGUUAUUUUGGAGCAGUUGGUGCUUUUCUGGAGCUUUUGAAUUCAACCUGAAUCAUUACAGAGCCUGCACAUUGGACAUAAAUUGCAGGAGCUUCUACUCUAUUGGAACGCCCGCAUUUAUUUAGCUUUUUUUAAAGCAUCUGUUAAGUGACUAUUACAGUAAUUGUACAUGACCUAAUCAUUGCGGAAAAGGAAAGGACAAAUGAAUUUUUUGUAAACAGAUAAAAGUAAUCCUGAAUCUUAAUGUAGAUUAGUUAAUAAGAAGAAAUAUAUUCUGAGCAGCAGUUUUUAUUAUAAUCUGCUACACGUGUUGAGAUAGUGUGGGAAGGUGUGAGAUGGGGAUAGUUUAAUGUGAGACGUUUGCUAUCCUGUUCUCAUAAGACUUCUUUUUAAAAUGCCAAGUGUCUACAUUGUUAACUAUUUUAUAUUUCACUUGCAAUGUUUGUACAUAUGGGAUUGAAGGACUUUAAGUAUUUGUGGUAGUAUUGAAUAGUGUAUUCUUUAGAAAUGAAAAUUAUCAAAACAGAAUCCAGAAAGAGAUAAAAACUAACCUUUUUCCAAAAGUCCUUGUUUUUUGUCCUCUUCUGAACACUAUAGUGGCCUGUAAAAACAUCAUCCUACAAUCAGUAAUGGCUUAUUUUCUUGCAAGACAGUCACUGUGCAUAUACACUGUUAGAGAAACAAGAAGUAAGGAUUAAAUCUUUUCUGGGUCUUGCUUUCUGUAAAACUGCGUAGCAGCUUCCUGUCAUCUGCACCCUGGUGACUCCUUAUAAGUUUAACAGAAACUCCUCUGGAUGUGAGGGUCAAACCCUUAUAAUGUAGUCUUAGCAACAUGCAGUGGUUAUCUCACUUGAAACCCACUAAGAGUAAAUUUAAGAAUAUUUAUAACUGGUGUGUUACUUUUUUUUUUUUUAAAGAAUUUUAUGUAACUGUACCAAAAAUGAUGAUGAUGCUAUUCCUGAUAUACGCAGGCUGUUCUGUAUAACUUAAUAUUCUGUAGAUGUUUAGUAACUAGAUAACAACAACAAACGUAAUCCAGAUUCAGGAAGAAAAUCAAUCUUCUUUCCACAUCAGCAUUAGACAGACAGACACCCCCCCACCCCCCCCCCCGGGUGUGCGUAUUCCUGCAGAACCCAAACACUUCAUUGCCACGGUUUCAGAUUCUCGAAGACAUUGACCUUUCAAGAUGUUAAACUAGAAGAUGUUCUGUGAGAGAACAUUCCUUCCAUGCACAAUAGGUUAAGCAACAUUGGCAAUAGGCUACCCUUAAAAGAGCUGUUUGAAACAAGCAUGUAGCUCAUAAACUAGCCUUUUGUCUGGAGUAAUUGUCAGGUUCCAGGGUCCCUCAUAUCCUUGGAGCUAUAGUCUUGGGCUACUAAUCUGAACAAAAUGUCUACUGGGAGGUUAUAAAUGCUCUCCCUCCUCUAUGGAUGAUACUAGAUAUUUCAGUAUAAUUUGACUGCAGGGGGUUGGAAGCAGUUGCCCCUUAAAAGCUACUGCAUCUUAACUAGUUAACUGAUGUUAACUAGUGUUGCUGCUGCUGCAGUUUUCUGGAAAAUGGUAAUAUGGCUUUUCUGCUAAAUAGCUCAACUAGAUGUAGAAACCCGGUUCAGACAAGAAGAUUGAAUACCAUAUCUGGUGAAUAGAUAGCCGGGAUAGAUUCUCGGCUAGUAUAAAUGGUCAUAGCUCCACUUGAUUUCAGUUUACACCAGAUGGGGAAUCUGCCCCAGAGUCUUUAAAUAACUUGUCCUUUUUAGGAUUUAGUAGAUUAAUGCAUCGGCCUCCUUAUAUUUGGGUUCAUAUUUGCAGUGGAUCUCAAAUGAAAGCUCUUUGGUCUUAUAUAGGCCCUGGUGGAUAUUUUUUGAUCACGGCAUAAAAAAAACACACAAGUCUGAUAGUUUGACAUGAUUAGUAAUCCUGAGUUGAAAUAGUUCAAAAUUAAGGUGUAGUAGCAGAGCUGUGGGAUCGGUGGGGGUUGUUUUAGGGCUUGAUCCUGCAAUCUGCAGACAUCACCUGCAAGGUACUGUGUGUCCCUUUAACUCCCACUGCAAUCUAUGAGAGCUGAGUGCUCACAGGAGGUGCUCUUCACCUUGCAGGAUUGCUCCCACAGUGUGUCUGUAUUACGAGCUUGGGAUGAGAAAUAACUGGAAGUUGAGAGUGCCUGGGUUUUUCACAAGAUCAGAUCAUUUGUUUUAUUUACUAAAGGCAGUGCUGUUAGCUACAUUGCUGUAUGAAGCACUAAAUGCCACCAGGUUUGUUGUAAAAUAAUGUAUUUUUAGAACUUAUUCAAGAAAUUCCAGCCUCAGCAAUCUAGUUGCAGACAAAAUUGAUGAUCUAACAUCGGAUGAGAGAAUCUGGAGCCUCUAAAUCUCUUCAGCUAUAUUGGUACAUAUGAAGGACUGUACCAUUCAAGAGAUUCAGCUGCUAGUUCUCCACUGUACACCAGAGUCCUUUUCACCUUUUCUGCAAAGAAGGCAAUCUUCCCAGAUAAGUGGAAAAAUAAGUAACUACUUAGAAAAAUUGCAUUAGCUUUUUAAGCGUAAUAUUGCUAACUUCGAUCAUGCAGUGAUCUGCGUUCAAAAUUUGAAUUAAGCUACUUUUGGAGGUGCGUGUUUGAGGAGACAAUAUUUCAUGACUAGGAUCUUGGAUUUGUGCUUUAUUAUGAUAUCCCAGUAAAGAUAUGAUAAUACCAGAUUGGUUUAGAAAUAAAUCAUACCUAACAUACCUAGUUCCAGAUGUAGUAGAACUUAGAUUGUAAGCUCCUUGGGGCAAGGCUGUUUUCUAUGCCAUGUUCUGUAUAAUGCUCAGCAAAUUUUUGAUGCUCAGUGAAUUUAGACAACUUCUGCAACUUGCUUGGUCACACAACCUUAACUGGAAUUACAGUCCUUGCUUCAGCUUUGGUCUAGAAUGCAGAUGAAAUUCUUAUUGCCUUCAUCUGUUAGGUUUAAGUCUACCCCUGUGCAGACCCUUUGUACCAUUGAACCCCUUAUUUUGAGGUAUAAGAUGCAGUGAGCGAGUGUGGGCCCUCUGCAUUGCUGAAUGUGAGAUUUGAAUGAUGCAAAUGGCGUCAUUUGGAAUCCCAAUGCAGAGGUGAAUUCAUACACUUAGUGUUUUAGCAGCAGGAACAAAGGACCUACACUGGACCUCUCAGAGAUUAACAUACAUAAAUGUUGGUUACAGGAAAGCGGCUUAUCUUUCUAUAGCAAUUACUUGGAGCAUGGUCGUGAGUUAAAGGGUGAUGAAAGAGGCUAUGUGACAAUGCUUUCAUAUGGGCUUGUGUGCAAAUGGAACCUGUGGAGGGAAGAGAAAGGUACAUAAAUUCUGCAGUAAGCUAUCUGGCCUAAAAUCAGGUCAUGUGCCAUGUUGCAGGUGUGCACAUGCCAAACCUUGGAACUGAAACUGGAGUAAAUAAGCAAGCCAUCUAGUGUCUUGGGAUUUCCCCUUUCUUGGCUGCUUUUCCCCCAGUCACUCCAUUUACAUGUAUAUGUAAGAUGUGUUUGGGUUUUUUUUGGGGGGGUGGGUGUAAAAAUAGAACCUGCAGUUGUGGUUUGCUUAAACACGGAACUCACCUUUGUGGUGAUGUGGGGUUUUUUUAAUUUGUUUUGGUAAAACUUUUUUAAAUUUUUCUUUGGAUAAAAUAUAAUUAUUUGUAUAUA